AUGUUGUCUAAUAAACGUUUGAUUGCUGUUUGUGCAAUAAUAUUAUGCUGUAACGUGACUUUGUUAGUUCUAUUCGUGAAAUACAACGCCUAUGAAAAAUGUUAUGUUACUAUAAACGAGGAACAGAUUGUAACAACUGUGCUACCAGACAACUUUCUUAGCUUCGGUAUCGACGCAUCGGAGCUGGAAAAUUUCGACAGAGUGGCGUUUCUGAAUAAAAGGUUUAUGGAUUUAGCAUCGGUUUUGUCUCCGGCCCGUAUGCGCCUUGGUGGAACCAUGUCCGAUCGCCUGAUAUUCAGUGAGGAGCCUGUUACGUCGCUCUCCUGCGAACGCUGUUCUGAAACAAACCACACCCACCACGUAUGCCCCGCACUAAGAAAACUAUGUAAGCAUAAAAUCUUACCAUUCUUCUUGCUCACAGGAAAUAAAUGGAAAGAAAUUAAUACCUUCUGUAAACGUACCAACAUAAAACUUAUGUUCACAUUAAAUCUGCUUCUUCGCGAUCACCACGCGUGGGACGAACGGAACGCUCGUGAACUGAUCAAGUUUUCCAAUCAAAAUAAAUUUGAUAUCGAUUGGCAGCUUGGGAAUGAACCCAAUUCAUUCCCUCAUGUUUUCAACAUAAGUGUUACUCCUCGAAUGCUGGCUCGUGAUUUCAAAAAACUUCGUAAACUGUUGAAUGAGACAGGAUAUAAUAACUCAUUAAUUGUAGGUCCUGAUACUACUAGGCCACAACCUAAACGUCCAGAAUGUCUUAAAUAUAUGGUUGAAUUCCUAAGUAACGGUUCACAUAAUAUUAAUGUACGAUCUUGGCAUCAGUAUUACUUAAAUAGUAGAACUGCAAAAUUAGAGGAUUUCUGGAAUCCUGAUACUUUUGAUUUGUUGGAAGAACAAAUUAAAACUAUGAAAACACAUACAGCAAAUUACUCCCAUAUACCUAUGUGGCUUUCAGAAACAAGUAGUUCAUAUGGCGGAGGUGCUCCAGGUCUAUCAGACUCUUAUGCAGCUACACCCCUGUGGGUGGACAAGCUUGGCCUGUCUGCUAAAAACAACAUAACAACUGUAGUUCGACAAAGCUUCUAUGGAGGAAAUUACAGUUUAAUAAAUACUAAUUUUGAACCAUUACCAGAUUGGUGGGUGAGCGUUCUGUACAAGAGGCUUGUCGGAGGAAAAGUACUGCAGAUACAAUGUGAAUGCUCCCGCUUCCAAAGAUUGUAUGCACAUUGUGCAAACAGAAAUUACACUAAUGAUACCACUGCAAUUACUGUUUAUGGUGUCAACUUAGAGAUGGCUAAAGCAAGAUUCCUUUUGAAUGGAACUGCUUUACAUGGAGAUAAUUUAUCAGUUGAUGAAUACAUUAUAAGUGCUCCUUCAAACAAUAGACGGACAAAGACUGUGUUAUUAAAUGGUUGGCCAUUGUUCUAUGAAUCUUCAAUGCCAGAUAUGCCACCACUCCGUAUACAAUAUGGAAACCAUAUUGCAAUGCCGCCAUACUCUGUGGGAUUUUGGGUGAUUAAGAAUACUUCCAUUAAAGUCUGUAAGUGA
Molecule: messenger RNA, 1545 nt
Organism: Diatraea saccharalis (sugarcane borer)
Lineage: Eukaryota; Metazoa; Arthropoda; Insecta; Lepidoptera; Crambidae
Source: the annotation of a GenBank genome assembly